AUGGGGACGAACGAACCACGAAAAAAUGCUGCCGUAAUUGGCACGGGCAUGGCUGGAUUAGUGGUCGCAUACAUGCUCAGGAAUGAUCUUCAAGGGAGAUUCAACGUGGAAGUAUUUGAAAAGCAAGACAAACUUUCUCUCGAUUCCGCAUCAUACACCCUUACAGACCAAAGUGGCGGAGAUGCAAAGCCCGAACGCCUCGAUCUUCCUAUGCGUUCAUUCGCCGAUGGAUACUACGAAAGUCUGAAGCGAAUGUACGAUUAUUUCAGCAUCCCAUAUGGCUCGCUCCGGUUUAUUUACUCUCUGUCGAUCUUACCGGACAACGCCACCAAACAAACCUCCCCAUACUACAUGCAUUCCUCCAAUAACCACCAAUUACCUCCCCUGCGCCCGGAAAGCUUAUCAUGGACCGGGUGGCUGAUCGAGGUGUGCUACCUGGCAAUAUGCUAUUAUUGGUUCAAGGUCUGCUGCUUCUUUGUAGCGCCCAAAACGCUAGAGUCAUGUGGCACGGAGGAAUCGCUACGCGAAUACGUGGAGAGGAUUAUGUUGCCUAGUUACUACGUGAAGCACUACUUCGUGCCGGUCUUUGCGAGCGUUGCGACUUGCUCACACGACGCGCUGAUGGAUUCUCCGGCUCUGGACCUAGUCAAUUACGGGAGACGAACAUUCCGUAAGAACCAUUACACUGUUCUUGAUGGAGUCCAGCAUGUCGAGAAAAAGCUCUCCGAAGGCUUGACGUAUAAACUUGGCACGAAGGUCACAGCGGUCGAGAACAUCGGCACAAAAGUUCAAGUGAGCUGGACAGAUACCCGUGAUGGCCAGAGUAGCUCACGACUAUUUGACCAUGUCGUUCUCGCUGUGACACCUGACGUUGUUGGCGCAAUUUUCCAACCUCUUCAAAGCGCAAUGAAGUCCAUUCCCACAACGACCGUUCAAUCUGUUGUGCACCGCGACUUUUCCCGGAUUCUGGAUUCUAGCAAAUCCCUCUGGGCGCAAGUGUCCUUGGGUCCUGGCCAAUCAGCACCUCACCCACUUCAUAUGUGCUCAAACGAUACGGCGACAGAGACGGUCCACGAACAUCCGUCAUCUGCUCUUAUUACGACUUAUCCUAUUGCCCCGAUUGACCCUGAGAAAGUCUUGCACACUGCUAGUUUCACCCGUGUUUUGCGAUCGACCACCAGCAGACAAGUUGUCAACCAGAUUUUCAGCCAGAAGAGGUCUGGGGAUGAGAAGAGCCAGCUCUGGCGCAAUGGAGAUGGAAAUGUCUGGCUCGUUGGUGGCUGGUGCUGGGACGGGAUGGUACUGCUUGAGGGGUGUCUUUCUUCCGCGACGAGGGUGGCAAACGCUCUUGAUGUGGAGGUGCCUUGGAUGAAAGAGGCUUCUUUAUAA
Penicillium vulpinum is the source of this 1389-nucleotide messenger RNA. RefSeq lists its product as uncharacterized. The record is from RefSeq and is a predicted model, not a curated record. NCBI's taxonomy places the organism in Eukaryota, Fungi, Ascomycota, Eurotiomycetes, Eurotiales, Aspergillaceae. Gene Ontology annotation, molecular function: oxidoreductase activity. The coding region runs from base 1 to 1389 and encodes 462 amino acids. The transcript has 2 exons.